AUGUCCCCAGACAGAGCAACAUGGGCUUAUGUAGCAGACGCACUAAUUGCCCACCACACACCCAAGACAUAUGACAACAUCGACGAAUACUCUAAAAUCAAUAUAUUCCUCCAAUCAUGGAACACUGAUAUACGAAAGCUCCCCAAAGACCUCCAAGACAUGAUCAAGGUUGCAAAAAAACACAACCUAAGGUUGGAUGGGUUAGCCUUCUCAAGAGACACCAUCAGACAAAUGCCUCUAUGGCUACACUCGGAAUGCAAAGAAAUUAAGAGCAAACAUAAUAACCCACUCUCAAAAUGCCUGCGAGAAAACCACAAAGUCCGUUUAGUCGGAGAUGCAGAAACCUUCGCUAAGCACUCACAAAUGGUAAGACACCAGGACCGAAGAAAUUGCGCAUGUGCAUCAUGCACUCAAAUCCGACGAGAAACAGAAUGCAGGCACCCAAAUAGAUGCUACCGUAAAGCACGGGAAUUACUGCUCAUGCUACCACAAAAAUGGAACCCACUGCACAAAAUACCCGCCGACUAUGAACCAUCAGAGCUUGAGCAACCACUGAUUGAAGAUGGACAAACCUUUGACUGGAGAAUUACCUCCCGAGGCGGAAUAACAGAUGCGUUCCGAAUCUUCACCGAAGGGGAAAAAUGCAAUACACUCCCGGAUACAGAACGUACAGUAACAAACACCCAUAGGCCAAUCGAAGCUUUCACUGAUGGUUCCUGCAUGCACAAUGGUACCGAUGAUGCAUCCGCAGGUGCAGGAGUCUUCUUCCCAAAUGGUGAAUACUCAGACUGUACAAUCCGCCUACCCAACCACAUCAAACAAUCAAACCAGACUGCCGAAAUUAUCGCA
Messenger RNA from Lentinula edodes (shiitake mushroom), 849 nucleotides. RefSeq lists its product as uncharacterized. The record is from RefSeq and is a predicted model, not a curated record. The annotation marks the transcript as partial. The transcript has a single exon. NCBI's taxonomy places the organism in Eukaryota, Fungi, Basidiomycota, Agaricomycetes, Agaricales, Omphalotaceae. Gene Ontology annotation, molecular function: nucleic acid binding.